Amblyraja radiata (thorny skate) is the source of this 3532-nucleotide messenger RNA. RefSeq names its product coiled-coil domain containing 181 (gene ccdc181). Bases 177 to 1784 code for a protein of 535 amino acids. Gene Ontology annotation, molecular function: microtubule binding. NCBI's taxonomy places the organism in Eukaryota, Metazoa, Chordata, Chondrichthyes, Rajiformes, Rajidae. The record is from RefSeq and is a predicted model, not a curated record. The transcript is spliced from 6 exons.
GCCCGGCACACCCCGACACCACAGGUCGAAGGGGCGGCUGCUGGAGAUCACGACGCCGGGGCUGAACAUCCUGGGCCUGGGCCACGGCGGCGAUGCAGGAGAUGGCGGCCAUCUCCCGGCCCCAGGUGCACCUCUGGGCAACUGCACCACAGAAUAUAAUGAACUGCUAAACAAACAUGAGUGAAGAGAAUAGUGUUUCUUCACAAGUUGAAGAAUAUGAAGAUGACUUUGAGAAAGACCUUGACUGGCUAAUCAAUGAAGAAACAAAAAAUAGCGAUGAAGACCCCGAGGAUUAUGAAGACGAUGAAAACAUUGAAGCCAAAAUUGAUAAGGAGUUAGGUGAUGAGGAAGAGGAAGCGAAGGAAAGUAAAGAUGAUGAGAAAAAUUCUGGGAGUGAAAUUGAAAAAUCAAACAAUAAAGGUUUUCAUAAUAAUAUGAAAAAUGCUAAUGGAGAGGAAAUUCGUACUACAAUUAGCUCUGCUCCCAAAUCAGACACAUGCAGUGAGAGCUUAUUCCAGGAGUUAAAGCAGGAGGACCAGCAGGAUGAAGAACAGAGUGAGGAGGUAAAACGUUACAUAAUGGAAAAGAUCGAACAGGCCAACAAAGAACUGAAGGACGAAGAUCCCGUGAAUCAAAAUCGAGAGCGCAGAUUAAAGUUCAAAGACAAUUUAGUUGAUUUGGAGGUCCCACCUGUGGAAUUCACUGAAAUAGAUAGGGACAACGGAGAGAUCACAGGUCCGAUGUGUAUCAAGUAUAUUUCAAAUAAUGUUCAAAAAGACAAUGACAAAGAAGUCACAGAUCAGAAGUCUGGAAAGUGUAUUUCCAAUGAUGCUCAAAAAGAUAAUGAUGGAGAGGUCACAGAUCAAAUGUCUCAAAUGCACAUUUCAAAUGAUGCUCAGAAAGUUGAUGAUACGGAGAGACAGUGGGAUGACGAUAAGAACAAGGACAAGGAAGUAUUGAUGGAGAAGGAUGGAAAGUUUGAACUACUCAGUUUACAAGAUUUUGAAAAUCAGGGUUUACUACCUCAGAUUAGUGUAGCUUUCAGUGAAAAUGAAUGGGAACAACCAAAUAAUUUGAAGGGAAAAAACCUCUCAAGCAGCCAGAACAAUUUAUCUCCCUCUCCAACGGAAGUACUUAAUACACUAAAACUACAAUUGGAACAAAACGAUCGGGUAACAUCUCCACCUAAGACAUUACCUCGAAGAACGCAAUCUGCAGUAGUUUCCCCAAAACAGUCUGCCCAUCUGAUUAUCGCAGAACACAAAGAAAUUAAUUGGAAAACUCAACAAAAGAAGGAGCAGCCAAAGGCCUCUGAGAUAUGGGCAAGAAAAACUGAUGAAGAUGAGCGGAAGAAAGAGAAUAAGGUAGCUUUUGGGAUGUGGCUUCAAAAGAAGAAACAGCAGCAUCAGGAAGAAAAGAGAAUUCAAUGUGCAAAAGAAAUAGAAAAAAAGAAUAGUAAGGAUUUCCGAGACCCAAAUGAUGCCUUCAAUCUCUGGCUAAAGAAGAAACGGGAACAACAAUUCAAAGAACAGCAAAUAGAAACUAUGAGAAAAAGGGAACAAGAUUAUAACUCAAGACUCCACUCAAGAGAAGAUUCUGAAAAAGCUUUUAAACAAUGGCUGAAGAGGAAAAAAGCAGAGAAACGGGCCGAGCAGUUGGCUGCCAAGGAGCGAUGCAAGAAGUUCCUACUGGAAGCUCGAAAAGUAAAACGAAUGCAGACUCUGCUGUGCACCCUUAACGAAUCCAAAUCAUUUCAGUUUGACAAUUAUGGAUACAGGUUCUAGAAAGUCCUGAUCAUCCUAUUCAUGUUCACAUUUAAAAUACCUCAAUGCAGGGAUGAAAUAAAGCAGAGUCUUACUCUGGGUUUGCAUAUUGCACUUUUACUGGCAUAAACACCUCUCAACAAUGCUCUCUGCGCUUGUCAGUGUGUUUCUACAUUAGUACCAACACUGGCUGAUCAUUGCGUACAGCAUGAUUAGGUUGUAAUAAAUUAUCUACACAGUCUGUAUGUUGUUAAUGUUCUUUUGUAUUCCAAUGAAAAAAAACCUUUCAAUUAUGUACUUAAAAGCUUUAUUAAAUAGGACGAAGUAGACGGGUGCACCCAAGUUUCCCGCAGCUAUGUUAAAGGGAACUAAUGGCAUUUCAGCAGAUUUUAGCAAAGUGUUCUAUAUACAACCAAUAGUUAAAUUCCAUCUACUCAAUCUGAACCAAAUAUUUAAAAUUCUAUAGUGUCUGAACAGCAGUAAGGUUAAGUGUCAGUAAACUCUUGUACCUGCAGUUCUCUCACAAAUAAAUGUACAGGUCGAAUCCAGUAUGCGGAUGCCCCACUCAUGUACAACAUUUGGGAGACUGAUGGAAUGGAUUUGGUGGCUGCCGUGGCGCUGCAGGCAUCUUCUGCAGUGUGGGAACUCGGAUUGUGGCUGCAUUUCCAACUUGUAACAGGUGGACGUCCUUUAUGCGUUCCUUUGCCUUCUCACUCCCACCACACAUAGUCUGCAUCCCUAUCAAGCUGAUAUAUUACAUGAUUUAUGACUUUUUUUCCCCUCCAGGAAUGUCAGUAACUGUUGGGUGAGCAAGAAAGGUUUGUGGAUGUCUUGCUGUUUCUCAUGUAGAAAUGACUCCAUACCUAGAUUAUUGCCCUCAAAUUAAACUGACUGAAACUGAUAAUUUGGCUUGUUUAAUCCCCUCUAUAAACAUGCAUAUCAAUUUAUUAAUUCCCUUCUCCUGCCACAAGCAACCUCUUUGGGAUUUGUGGUCCUCUGUGGAUGAAAUGCCCUUUUUGCCACAGUUAUACCAGUGAAAUCAAGUCUUGUGGAACUACCCGGCAAACCACCUUUCUUUACAAAUACAUACCAGUAACAAUGCUGACAUGAAGGUUGUAAGAUUUCUCAAAUUUCUAUGCACUUUACGUCACUAUUGACUAUACUAGACUAAUAUAAUAUAAACACAAAAUUCCAACUAAUUAUUUUAAGAACUUUACUUAUUAUAAUUUUCUGUCAUACAAGUUUACAGGCAGUAAUGCUACACAAAAGGAGUAUUUACAGGAAACACAAUUUUUCUGUUCCUUUAGAAAAGUUUAUUUGAGGUGGAACUAUUAAUUGGAAAAAUUGCAGAUGCUAUAAAUCCAAAAGAGAAAUGCUGUUGGCCUAGCACUCAGAAGUAGAUCGGGGGAGAGAAACAAAGUCAAGAUUAUGUCAAGGAUCCUUCAUCAGAACUGGAAAAAUAAGAUAAGAAUAUUUCGAGCUAUAGUACAGGAUAGGGGUGGAGGGAACUGAAGGAAUAUUUGUAAUAGGUUACAGAUUGAAGUUAUCAAGAUAACGUUUUUUAGAGUUGGAGGCGGUAAAGAGAAAUGAAACAAAUUGAAGCAAGAAGGUAACGCUGCUUCAGUGCUUUGACGUGCUACCUAAUGAAACUAGUAAUGUUUGAUCAAGUGUAAUGACAUUUCAUAUUACAGUGUUAUUGUUUCUCUGUAUCUAUAAAAGUGCAGGCAUUAUUAAUGAGUUUCAUGACAAUAAAAGCAAACAUUACCAAA